This is a messenger RNA of Fukomys damarensis (Damara mole-rat), 1527 nucleotides long. RefSeq names its product filamin binding LIM protein 1 (gene Fblim1). The record is from RefSeq and is a predicted model, not a curated record. Lineage: Eukaryota; Metazoa; Chordata; Mammalia; Rodentia; Bathyergidae. The transcript has 6 exons. Gene Ontology annotation, cellular component: stress fiber; focal adhesion. Gene Ontology annotation, biological process: cell-cell adhesion. Bases 136 to 1206 code for a protein of 356 amino acids. Gene Ontology annotation, molecular function: filamin binding.
GGCCAGGCUGAUUCGCCUUGAUGUCCCUGGCUGCUCUGUGCACCCGGGGUGUUGAGGACGGGUGAUGGCUGGACCCCUCUUGGCUCCCUGAUGGGUGCCAUCUGUGCAGUGCAAGGCCUCUGAGCCUGGCAGGAGAUGGAACCCCUUGCCCGCUGGGCAUCUGAGGUGGGAGAAGGCGCCGGCCUGAGCCUGGCAGCAGGGAGGCGGGACAGGGCCUGGGAGCGGCAGACAGAGGGCGUGGGUUCCCCCGGGCACUUCCUGGGUUUCCGGUGCAGGAAGUGCAGCACCUGCCUGUCCGUGACACCAACCCCAGGGCUGGUGAGGGAGACUGUUGGCCUGGGCGGGCCCCUCCAUCUGGAGCAGCCCGGAGGUGGGACAGGAGGCCAGCGGUGCUGGACAGCUGGACCCGGAGCGAUGGCCUUGAAACCCGAGAAGAGAGUCGCCUCCUCUGUGUUCAUCACCCUGGCGCCCCCACGCCGUGACGAGGCUGUGACCGAGGAGGUGCGGCGGGUGUCUGGGGAGGCCUGGCACGGCCGUCCCCGGGAGCCCUCUGUCCCCCUGAAGGCCCCCGGGAGACCCUGGAGCCUUCCUGGCCGGGCCGCACCCCCACGGCUCUCCAAUGGAGACAUCUGUGCCUUCUGCCACAAGACUGUGUCCCCCCGGGAGCUGGCCGUGGAGGCCAUGAAGAAGCAAUACCACGCCCAGUGCUUCACCUGCCGCACCUGCCGCCGCCAGCUGGCUGGGCAGAGCUUCUACCAGAAGGACGGGCGGCCCCUCUGUGAGCCCUGCUACCAGGACACCCUGGAGAAGUGUGGCCGGUGUGGUGCGGUGGUCUGGGACAACAUCAUCAGGGCCCUGGGCCAGGCCUUCCACCCAGCCUGCUUCACCUGUGUGAGCUGUGCCCGGCGCAUCGGCGCCGAGAGCUUCGCCCUGGACGGCCAGGACCAGGUGUACUGCCUGGACGACUUCUACAGGAAAUUCGCCCCCGUGUGCAGCGUCUGCGAGAAGCCCAUUGUGCCCCGGGACGGGAAGGACGCCUUCAAAAUCGAGUGCAUGGGGCGGAACUUCCACGAGAACUGCUACCGAUGUGAGGACUGCAGUGUCCUCCUGUCCGUGGAGCCCACCGAGCAGGGCUGCUACCCGCUGGACGACCGCCUCUUCUGCAAGCCGUGCCACGUGAGACGCAGUGCCGCCGGCUGCUGCUGAGACCCCGCUGACUCAGUUUCCCUCCCAGACCCGCUCGCACGCUUUCCUGCCGGCCUCCUCGGUGCGGAGGAGGUACAGGUCCCCAGGACCCCGACUUUGAGCUCCUUCCGUGGGCACCACGAGGCUCUCGCUGUCAGUUCCACACACCGACCGUUUGGGGUGUGGGGCUCCCCCGCCCAGGGGUGCUGGGCCAGCUGCACGCACAGGGCUGAGCUGUCAGAAGGACAGCUCCAAGGCUGCUGCAAGAGUGCUUUUUGUAGCUGGGCCUGGUGACACAGACUUAUAAUCCCAGUGGUGGGAGGCUGAGGCAGGAGGAUGGCA